Eimeria mitis is the source of this 1506-nucleotide messenger RNA. Its product is annotated as SAG family member. Bases 1 to 1506 code for a protein of 501 amino acids. The record is from RefSeq and is a predicted model, not a curated record. Lineage: Eukaryota; Apicomplexa; Conoidasida; Eucoccidiorida; Eimeriidae. The transcript is spliced from 6 exons.
AUGAGAAAGCUCACUUCAGUUUUGCUUUCCGCUGCCGUGCUGGGGGCCGCCCACCAAGUGGAGGGCAGCGACUCGGAUAAAAAAGGAUCGGCCGCCUCCGCCGACUGCCUUGUCGACUUCAACGCUGCUCGAGAACGAGCAGGCCUCGAAGCGUUCAUUGCAGAGGCGGACGCAAACAAGAAACUGCCAACAGGCAAAGACGACUACAUCGAAGCAAUUUGCUCCGCCAUACAAGAGGCAAGCCCUGCCGAUGGCUGCUCUGCUGCCGUCUCCUAUUGGAAAAAAGCCUACGUAAACUUUGGGGAACUCCCGCCCGAAUACAAGAAAGAGACAGAUGUGUAUAAGGAUAGCCGGAACAUCUCGCUUGUGGCCCUGUACAACCCGAAGGAGGGCGCCACAGUUGACUGCGCCUACAUCACUUGCCCUAUCUCCACAACGACAACCACAACCACCCCUACCACUACCAGUGCUACCACUGGUACUACAAGUCCGACUAGCCCACCCGCUAGCAGUGACGGAUCUUCUCUUUUAAGUGGUGAGCCGAAAGGUGCGGGUUCAGCGAACUUGGAAGUCCAGGAUCGGGAGCUCACCACCGUUUCGCAUGACGAAGUCUCUGAAGAGCUUCAGAACACCGGCCCAUCCGUUCGGCGCCUCUCCACUCCCUCGGAAACGGUUACCGGACUCGUUUGCCUCACCAAUCCUGCAGCUCUUGUAGAUGGAGUAAAGCCCUUCUCCGGAAUCCGGCCUGUAUUGAGCGUGUUUUCUUUUGGGGCCUUCCAUGUAUUAGGAAAAGUGAUUGACAUUACGGAGAAUAAUAUCAAGCGCGAGGGCACCUAUGCCUACGCGCCUGAGACAGGCCCUACCGACGGCUGCUCUGCAGCCGUCACCUAUUGGAAAAAAGCCCACGUAAACUUUGGGGAACUCCCGCCCCAAUACGAGAAAGAAACGAGUGUGUAUGCGGAUGGCCAGAACAUCUCGCUUGUGGCCUUGUACAACCCCCAGGGCGGAGCCACAGUUGACUGCGCCUACAUCACUUGCCCUAUCUCGACCGCGACCACCACAGCCGCCCCCAUCACCACCAGUGUUAGCACUACAGCUGCAAGCAGCACCGAAGCUACAGAGGAGACAACCACACAGGCCGGCCAAGGUGGUGGCGGAGCUGGUUCUUUUCGCGCUGAACCAAAAGCUGGGGGUUCAGCGAGCACGCAUGUCCAGGCUCCGGCGUCAGCAGCCGCACCCAUAUCCUCCCCUCUUUCCCGUGACGAACAGUUGGGAGACCCUCAGAGGACCGGCCCAUCCGUUCGGCACCUGUCCACACCGUCGGAGACGGUUACCGGACUCGUCUGCCUCACCAAUCCUGCGGCUCUUGCUCAGGGAAAAAAACCCUUCACUGAGGAUGUUUGGGCGAACAUAAAGAAAGCCAUAGAAAACUCCGCUUCUGCGUCUACCCAGUCUGCUCUCCUUGCUACCGCUUUACUUCUGCUCACUUCUUUCAUAGUUCUCUAG